AUGCGUCGUUGCCGGCAUAGGGCUGUGCUUCUUCUCGUACAGGAAGCAUCUGACGGUCGUUUCGGCGGUGAGCGGGUUGCUGUUUCGGCCUAUUCUGCGUCAACGAGAUCCUGCCCGCAGUUCGACGAUGACGGAAUCCUGUGCUUCAUGGCCGGGAUCUGGAUCUCCGCCAUAGGCGCCCUCGUGGGCAGCACCGUGGCCGUGCUCGUCGCGAGGGCUUCGGUAGGGACGUGCCUCGGCUGCCUCGCGGGCGUGUUCCUGGUGCUGGUGGACGACGGUUCGUUGCUUCGGUCUCAGGUGGCGGUGUCCCUGCUGUUCGGCGCGCUCAUCGCCGUCGGAGUCGCGUUCUCCUGGCACCAGGAGAAAGCUAGCGCGAUCGUCAUGACCUCAGCGGCCGGGGGUCUCGUGAUAGCUUGCGGCACGGACCUGGUUCUCGAGAGGAGCUUGAUUUUCGGCGUCAUGAACAUCCUGCAGAUGACGUGGUCGGAAGGGAAGCACUGCUGGGGGGAGUGCCACAUGCCGUUUCUGAUCCUCGAGUGGGCCGUGCUCACGGUCUUGGGCGUCGCUGUCCAGGGCCACGCCUCGGGCGCCAUCUCGCCGGUGGCGUUCCUCCAGCGCUGGUGCGGCCUUUGCGGCGGCGUGAACCCUUACACGAGCGUCGCUGGCGAGGACGGCGGUGCCGCCGCCGCCGCCGCGCCGGGAGGCCGGGGUAGGGCGGGCGCGGCGGCUAGGGCGAAGAGGACCACCUGGACGUACCCGGACAACCAGAACUCGUGGAACUACUUCGACACGGAUGCGCUUCCGCACGGGCUUAGGAUCAACGCGGAGUCGGCUCUGUCCUGCGCCGACGAGCUGGCGAACUCGUUCGGGUUCCAGGACGACAACGUCAGGAACCAGGUCGAGCACCUCAUGACUGGGACGUUGCUGCCCCCCAAGAACGCCAUCCACAGCCUCCCCGCCAAGCUGUUCCGCAACUACCGGGACUGGUGCGAGUCGAUGAGGAUCGCCCCUUGCUUCAUGCCGCACCCUCCCCCCAACGACGGCUACGGGGGCGGUCACGGGGACAGCGGCAGGGACAAGCUAGAGGAGGACGCUUUGAUGAUGGACCUGAUGCUGUGGCUGUGCAUGUGGGGCGAGGCGGGCAACCUGCGGCACAUGCCGGAGUGCCUCUGCUUCCUGUUCCACAAGAUGAUGCAGCACAACAUGGCGAUGAAGCAAGGCGGGGGGGACACGCCUAACCUGUACGGCGGCUACUUCCUCGACCACGUCGUGACCCCCAUCUACGAGGUGAUCACCCGCAAGAAGAAACGCGGCGGCGGGACGGACCACCAGUACAAGCUCAACUACGACGACUUCAACGAGUUCUUCUGGACGCCGACCUGCCUCAUCUUCUCGUACCGCAGCGACGACGUCGCGGGGACGGCGGAGGAGGCGGAGGAGGAGGAAGGUGCCGCGACCGGCGGCGGCUUCCGCGGGGCCGGCGGGUCGGGGGGCUCCGCGGUGCUCCCGGUCGCUGUCGGCAUGGAGGCCGCGCCCAAGACGUUCGUGGAGAAGAGGAGCAUGCUGUCGACGGUGCUGUGCUUCCACCGCGUGCUGGAGUUCCACAUCCUGACGUUCCAGAUGUGCACCGUCGUGGCGUUCGCGACCAUGAUGGUGUGGGACAAGCCGUACUUCCUGCAGAUGGCGUCGAGCGUGUUCUGGUCGGCGAACUUCCUCGGCAUCGUGUGGACGAUCCUCGAGGUGUGGCAGGCGUUUCCGGGCAUCCAGAUGACGGGAACGGCCAAGGGAGGGUUCCUCGUGCGGCUGAGCCUCCGCUUCCUGGUGCUCGUGUACCAGAGCCUGUACUUCAUGUGGUCGACGCAGCGGAUCCCGGUGGAGGAUCGGACGGGGAUGCAGGCCCAGGGCGGGUAUGUGUUCUGGUGGUGGCAGUACCUGUGGCUGUCCUUCCUGGCCAUGGUGCCGUACGCGCUCGAGUCCUUCCAGCAGGUGUUCCCGCCGAUCGCGACGUGGCUGUGCAACUGCGACAGCGACUACCUGCAGGCGCUGCUCAACAUCUGCUACCCCCUGAGCCGCGUGUACGUGGGCAAGCGGGUGGACGAGCCGGUGGGCAAGGCGUUCAAGUACAUUUUCUUCUGGGGCACCCUCCUCGCGUGGAAGAUCUACUUCUCUUACAAGUACGAGGUGCUAAUCCUCGUCCUCCCCUCCGUCGAGCUGUACGACGACUAUGUGAACUACCCCAAGACCUCCUACUGGGGCAUGUUCUUCCUCAUCCUGCUCCGCUGGGUGCCCCAGAUGUUCAUCUACCUCAUCGACACCUCCAUCUGGUUCGCCUGCUGGACCGCCAUGACCGGGAGCAUCGUGGGUUUCCAGGAACGCCUUGGGGAGGUGCGCGACUUCCCCUCCAUCCGCAAGAUGUUCAUGCAGAUCCCCGCCGAGUUCUGCUCCAAGGUCAUCUGCGCCGGCGUCUCGUCCCGCGACCCCUCCACGCUCGACUUCUCCGCCUCCAGCGGCGGCGGCGGUAGCAUGGCCGGAGGAGACGGGGCCGGCAUGGCCGAGGCGGGGGCGGCGGGGAGGGCGGGUCUCACCGGGGAACCGCUUCUGACGGAGGCUAGCCGACUGCUUGCGGCGGGCGUGGCGGGCGCCAAGCCCGUGUACGGUUUCGGAAGACAGCAACGGCCGCGAAUCGGCUGGUCCAGUGAGAUGAAGGUGUACCUGCCAAUCUUCCAGACAGCGGGAAGCGUGGAGCUGGCGCUGAGCAUGUUCGAAGAGCACGUGGCGCUGUACGAGUCGGAGGAGGACCCCGCGAGACGGAUGCAGCACGAGUCGGCCCUUCGCCGCGCCAUCUCGACGGACGUGACCGUUACGGAGGCCCUGAGCGAGGUGUGGGAGCUGGGCAUCUGGCUCGUGCGGCAGCUGCUGGGGCCUCAGCACGAGAACGACAUGGCACGGACGGUGCAGGUGUUCAACCAGUUCAUCAACGGCGGUGAGGCCAUGCACCACCUCAAGCUCAAGAACCUCAAGUCCAUCGUGGCGGACACGACUGCCAUCGUGUCCUCGCUCCACCACGCCCUGCCGAAGCGGAAGACGGCGCCUGUGCCCAAGGACGGCGGGGAAAAUGCGAGACCCGGCGCGGGGUCCGGCUUCGGCCAGAACAUGCUCAAAGGCUCCGACGAGAGGGGCACGGAGAUCUCGGUAAAGCUGUCCUCCAUGGCCAACCAGAGCACGGGGUUCAUGUGGGACGACGCUUACGCCAGCCAGCGGCUCGACCGCAUGGCGCAGGACAAGACCACCCUCUCCAUCCUCGAGAAGCUGCACGGGCUCCUGGGUAUCGACCGCAACGACGCGGAGCCGCACUCGGUGGAGGCGCGGCGACGCCUGGCCUUCUUCGCGAACUCCCUGUUCAUGGACAUGCCCAGGGCCCCCCCGGUGCAGGACAUGAUGAGCUGGUCGUGCAUGACUCCCUUCUACUCGGAGGACGUGGUGUACAGCCGCGGAGACCUGGACCAGAAGAACGAGGACGGGCUGACCACGCUCAUGUACCUUCAGGCGCUGUACAAGCACGACUGGCGCAACUUCAUGGAGCGCAAGGGCAUCACCAGCGAGCAGCAGGCGAUGAGCAAGAAGCACAUCGAGGCCACGAGACUGUGGGCCUCCUUCCGCGCCCAGACACUCGCACGGACCGUGGAGGGCAUCAUGUACUACGAGGCCGCGCUGCGCCUGCUCGCCCGCCUAGAGAGGAUCAAGGAAGAACAGCUCGAGGAGCUGGUGGUGCAGAAGUUCCAGUACGUGGUGGCCUGUCAGGUAUACGGUCGCAUGAAGAAAAACCAGGACCCUAAGGCGGACGACAUCCAGAUCCUCCUCAAGCGCUUCCCGAACCUUCGCGUUGCCUACAUCGACGAGGUUCGCGUGUCCCGGGACUCUACGUCCUCUGCCCAAGAGUACUUCUCCGUGCUCAUCAAGGCGCACGACCAGAGGGGGCAAGGAGACGCGGACGGCAGCACGAGGGGCGGCGGCGGCGGCGGUGUUGGCGGGAGGGACGACGGCAUCCAGGAGGUGUACCGCGUGAAGCUUCCGGGCAACCCGGUGGUCGGGGAGGGCAAGCCGGAGAACCAGAACCACGCCAUGAUCUUCACGAGGGGGGAGCACCUGCAGGCCAUCGACAUGAACCAGGAAGGGUUGCGUUAG
Molecule: messenger RNA, 4185 nt
Organism: Ectocarpus siliculosus
Lineage: Eukaryota; Phaeophyceae; Ectocarpales; Ectocarpaceae
Source: the annotation of a GenBank genome assembly